AAAACGUAUACCUAGAUAAUUUUAUCUCCAAGGUUACGUCAUUAAUAAAUAACGAGUAGAAAAAUUACCGAACCGAAUAGUGUUAUUCAUAGAAGAAAAAUGGUUCGUGCAUGGUACAUGAAUAACAGCGAUGCCGAUCAACGGCUAGAACACCAUAAACAACCACCUGAAUAUAUUUCUCUUGAGGAUCUGUUCAAAAAAACAGGUGUCGAAUAUUUUAAGGUUGAUUACAAAAAUUAUCAAAAUGACAACACGUUGAUGGAAUUAAAAAAAGAACGUAAUUACACAUACGAGGAUGAAAUAGUAUGUUCUAAAGAAUGUCUUCCAAAUUACGAAGAAAAAUUAAAGAAUUUCUUCACCGAACAUCUUCACACCGAUGAAGAAAUAAGAUUAGUUUUGGAUGGGUCAGGAUAUUUUGAUGUUCGAGAUAAAGAUGAUCAAUGGAUACGUAUUGAAGUUAAAGCUGGAGAUUUGAUAAUUAUUCCUAGUGGAAUAUAUCACAGAUUUACUUUAGAUAUUAACAAUUAUAUCAAAGCGAAACGUUAUUUUGUGGGUGAACCCGUUUGGUUGCCAUACAAUAGACCAGCUGAUAAUAUGGAAUGCCGUAAAAAUUAUCUGAAUCGUUUGAACAAUGGUUUUCAAGUAAAAGUUGUUUAAAGUUUGUUAUAAAUUUUACAAAUCACCAGCUUAUAAUUUGAGGAAAUAGAAAACUUAUAUAAACA
This is a messenger RNA of Frieseomelitta varia, 722 nucleotides long. It is a transcript of the gene Adi1, whose product is annotated as 1,2-dihydroxy-3-keto-5-methylthiopentene dioxygenase. The record is from RefSeq and is a predicted model, not a curated record. The coding region runs from base 100 to 657 and encodes 185 amino acids. Gene Ontology annotation, molecular function: acireductone dioxygenase [iron(II)-requiring] activity. NCBI's taxonomy places the organism in Eukaryota, Metazoa, Arthropoda, Insecta, Hymenoptera, Apidae. The transcript has 4 exons.